AUGGACAACCAAGAAAAGACCGUCGACUCGUCGUCCCAGAGCGAAAAGGACAAAGAAUCAACGACCUCACCAAAAGCGACUCGACCUCCACCAAUUCUAUGCCUUGGCGCUCCCCGCAAUGGCUCAGCAUCGCUUAUGAAAGCGCUGCAAAUCCUUGGCUAUCCCAAGGUGCAUCACGGCUGGGAAGCUGCUGAGCUUGAGGAACUUCAAUGGCAAUGGCCUAUUUUCGACAGAGCGGCCGACGCAACAUUCACCAACAUCCCAACGUACCGCGGCAAGCCAUUCUCCCGCGAGGAAUGGGACGAAGUGUUUGGAGACUACGAUGCAGUUUCGGAUGUCGCUUCUUUCUUCGCCGAGUCGCUCAUCCCCGCUUAUCCCGACGCCAAAGUCAUUCUUAUCGAGCGCGACAUCGAGAAGUGGUUUCCGAGCAUGCACGCCGUAGUCAAGAGCUCAACAAGUCCCUUCCAACGAAAACUCGGAGCCAAGAUCGGUGAUCUCUCUGGGUUCUUGAGUCCGAGACCGUGCAACAAGUUUCAUCAAGGCUGGACGAGGGCGCCUUCUCCCAACGACGUUAUCGAAUACCUUAAACCAGCGUAUGUUCGACACAACAAGUACAUCAGAGAUACUGUGCCCAAGGAGCAGCUUUUGGAUUUCAAGCUUUCGGAUGGUUGGGAGCCGUUGUGUCAUUUCUUGGGCAAGGAAGUUCCUGAUGUGCCGUUUCCGCAUGUCAAUGAUUCGAAGGAGUAUGCGGCGAGGGGUAAGAGGUUGGGGAAUAAGAUGAUUAAACUUGCGUUGAGGAAUCUCAUCUUUCCUUGUUUGCGUCCUGAGCCUGCCACCAAGCCCUGA
Fusarium fujikuroi IMI 58289 is the source of this 846-nucleotide messenger RNA. RefSeq lists its product as uncharacterized. The coding region runs from base 1 to 846 and encodes 281 amino acids. The transcript has a single exon. The record is from RefSeq and is a predicted model, not a curated record. NCBI's taxonomy places the organism in Eukaryota, Fungi, Ascomycota, Sordariomycetes, Hypocreales, Nectriaceae.